UUUUACUGCAAAAGUUACUCACUCAAUUUACGCAAGUGAUGGGAAGGACCGUGGUUUGUUGAAAGACGCGUACAAUUCAUUUACUACUUCUUACUUCUUAGUUCACUCAUCUUUCUUUUUGGAGAUCUCUCUACAGCUUCAGUUUGUUUCCAAACAAACUAAUUCAAAUCUUAGGUUGUAUUCUUCUGACAAAGAUCUCAGCUUGAUUGUUCUCACACUUUCUGAAAGAACACAUUUCCAUCUUGGAGAGACUGUGCUUGAGAUUCAAUAUCAUGGCAGAGUUGGUUGUUGAGGCAUUACUUUCUUCUUCCUUUCAAAUGAUUUUUGAGAGGUUGGCUUCGGUUGAUAUCAGAGACUACUUUGGUAGUAAUAAACUUGAUAAGCUGGUGAAAGAACUUGAUAUUAAACUCAAUUCUAUCAACCAUGUCUUGGAAGAAGCAGAGAUAAAACAGUAUCAAAGCACACAUGUGAAGAAGUGGCUUGAUGAACUUAAACAUGUUGUUUAUGAAGCAGACCAAAUUUUGGAUGAGAUUGAUACUGAUGCAAUGGUGAAUGAGAUGAAAGCGGAAUCUGAACCUGUUACCACUAUUGUAUUGAGCUUUUUUCCAUCUUUAACUCCAAAUCCAUUUGAAUCUAGGAUCAAUGAACUACUGGAGAAUCUACAGUUACUCGCAGAUCAAAAGAAAGAUUUGGGAUUGGAAGAUGGUCCUUGUGCUAGUAAAGAAGGCUUAGUCAGCUGGAAACCAGCAACUAGAUUGUCAACUACAGCUCUUGUGGAUGAGUCAACCAUAUAUGGCAGAGGUGUUCAGAAGGAAGAACUUAUCAAAUUUUUAUUUGAAGGCAAUGACAGGGGCAACCAAGUUCCAAUAAUCAGCAUAGUUGGUUUAGGAGGGAUGGGAAAAACCACUCUUGCUAAGCUUGUGUACAACGACAAUACGAUGAAGGGUCACUUUGAACUUAAAGCAUGGGUCUAUGUUUCAGAAUCUUUUGAUGAUGUUGGAUUCACCAAAGCAAUUCUCACGUCAUUUGAGUUUUCAGCAGAUGGCGAAGACUUGAAUCUACUUCAACAACAACUGCAUGACAAACUAACAGGCAAGAAAUACUUGCUUGUUUUAGACGAUAUCUGGAACGGGAAUGCUGAAUGUUGGGAGAAGUUACUACUUCCGUUUAACCAUGGAUCUUCUGGAAGUAAGAUUAUUGUGACAACACGUGACAAGGAGGUAGCGGAGGUCCUGAAUUCAAAGUUAUUUGAUUUACAACAAUUGGACAAAAGCUAUUGUUGGAGUUUAUUUGUGACACAUGCAUUUCAAGGUAGGAAUGUCUGCGAAUAUCCAAAAUUUGAAUCAAUUGGAAAGAAAAUAGUGAACAAGUGUGGAGGGUUGCCUUUAGCUGUAAAAACACUGGGACAACUGUUGAGAAAAAAUUUCUCUGAACAUGAAUGGACUAAGAUAUUGGAGACUGAUAUGUGGAGAUUACCAGACGGGGUCAAAAACAUUAACCCAGUGCUGAGAUUGAGUUAUCAUAAUCUCCCUUCCAACCAUAAGCGUUGUUUUGCUUAUUGUUCUAUAUUUCCCAGAGGGUAUGGCUAUUGCAAAGGUGGGCUAAUCAGGUUUUGGAUGGCAGAAGGUUUGUUGAAGUGUUGUGGCGCAGGAAAAAGUGAAGAAGAGUUUGGUAAUGAAAUUUUCGGUGAUCUUGAGUCAAUUUCAUUUUUCCAAAAAUCGUCUUCCUACUUUGUGAUGCAUGAUCUUGUCAAUGAUUUAGCAAAAUCAGUGUCAGGAGAAUUUGGUAUGCAAAUAGAGGGUUCUAGGGUGAAAGGUAUCCCUGAAAGAACACGUCACAUUUGGUUGUAUCUUCAAUUAAAUUGUGGUGAUAAAUUACUAGAGUCAAUUUGUGAGCGUAAGGGAUUACGUAGUCUGAUAGUAAUAUGUUGCACAGCUACGUCAGAUACGUUGAUAAGCAAAAAUGUGCAACUUGAUCUGUUUUCAAGACUAACAUGUUUGUGGAUGUUAUCAUUUAGUUAUUGUCGUCUCUCAGAGCUAGUUGAUGAGAUAGGCAAUUUAAAACUUUUGCGUUAUCUAGACCUUUCUCACACAAAGAUUAAAAGCUUACCUGAUACCAUUUGUAUGUUGUAUAAUUUGCAAACACUCUUGUUGGAAGGGUGUGAAAUGAUGACUGAUCUCCCAUCAAAUUUCUCCAAACUCAUCAAUUUAUGUCAUCUUGAACUCCCUUUUGAUCAUAGUGAUCGCUCUUAUAUAAAAAAGAUGCCAAAAAAUAUAGGAAAGUUGAACAAACUUCAGUCCUUGCCUUACUUAAUUGUGGAAGAGCAUAACGGAUCUGUUCUUCAGGAGUUGGAGAAACUAAAUCAUCUUCAUGGAAGACUUCAUAUUGAAGGAUUGGCUAAUGUCGUUGAUCCUGCAGAUGCUGCAAUGGCCAAUUUGAAAGAUAAGAAGUAUUUAGAAGAAUUACAUAUGAAUUUCUAUGAGAGAAGAGAAGAAAUGAAUGACUCAAUUGUUGAAAGAAAUGUAUCUGUCUUUGAGGCUCUUCAACCAAACAGCAACUUGAAAAGGCUCACCGUUGAAUACUACAAUGGCAACUCUUUUCCGAAUUGGUUAAAGGGUUGUCAUUUACCCAACUUAGUAUCUCUUAAAGUUAAGAGUUGUAGAUUAUGUUCUCAUUUGCCGGCACUUGGUCAACUUGCUUCUCUCAAGGAGCUUUACAUUUCACAUUGUGAUGGAAUAAAGAUCAUUGGCGAAGAGAUUUAUGACAAUAAUUCAACAAGUAUUCCGUUCAUGUCCCUUGAAGUUUUGAAAUUUGAGAAUAUGGACAAUUGGGAAGAAUGGUUAUGGCUUGAAGGGUUUCCUUUGCUUAAAGUGAUUUCUAUUUACAAUUGCCCCGAAUUGAAAAGGGUCCUGCCUCAACACCUUCCUUCUUUACAAAAUUUGUACAUAGCUGAAUGCAACAAGUUGGAGGAAUGUUUGUGUCUUGAGGGAUCUCCUUUUCUUAAAAAGCUUUCUAUUAGACAUUGUUCCAAAUUGAAAAGGGCAUUGCCUCAACACCUUCCUUCUUUACAGAAAUUGACGAUUUAUAAUUGCGAAAUGAUGGAGGCAUCGAUUCCCAAGGGUGAUAGUAUCUUAGAGUUAGAUCUACAGAAAUGUGAUCGGAUUUUUGUAAAUGGAUUGUCGACUUGCUUGAAAAAGUUUGUCCUUUUACAAAAUCGGUAUACCGAGUUCACGGAGGAGCAAAAUUUAGUAAAAUGUACCAUUCUUGAAGAGUUGGAGUUUGAUUUCAGAGGCUUUGUAAAACGUCCCUCUUUAGAUUUGUGUUGCUAUAAUUCUCUUCGUAAACUUUCAAUAACAGGAUGGCACUCCUCCUCCUUGCCUUUUUCACUACAUCAGUUCAUCAAUCUUCAUUUGCUAGCGUUGACCGAUUUCCAACAGCUGGAAUCGUUACCUUGGGGAGGUUUGGCCUCCCACUUGGCAGAGCUUGUAAUACGCAAUUGCCCUAAACUGAUUGCUUUGAGAGAGGAGUGGGGUUUGUUCCAACUCAAUCAUUUGAGACGUUUUACAGUUGGUGAUCAUGAGUUUGAAAAUGUGGAGUCCUUCCCAGAGGAGAAUCUUCUGCCACCAACUCUUGUGUUUCUUACUUUGCAUAAUUGUUCAAAGCUAAGAAUAAUGAACUACAAGGGUUUUCUCCACCUCAAUUCUCUUAAAUCUCUAAUUAUUAGAAACUGCCCUAGUCUUGAGAGCUUGCCAGAGGAGGGUCAAUUACUCAUCUCCCUUGAUAGUUUGUGGAUUAACAAUUGUCCAUUAAUAAAGGAGAAGUACAAAAAGGAGGGAGGAGAGCGUUGGCACACAAUUCGUCACAUCCGUGGAGUGAGAUUUUAAUGCAGGCAGGUCUGCCUAGUAAACACGAGACUUGAGAAAUGAAGCAGUCAGAUAGCUUGCAUCAACCAAUUACAAGGGAGUUUCCAAUUCGAGAAAAAAAACCAUGGUGAAAGGGAGUUUCCAUGGUGUUUGAAUCUCAGGUUUCACUUCUACACAGUUUAUCAAUGUAUCAAAGACCAGCGGCAUAACUAAGACUAGACUAUUACAGUGAUUCUUAGGUGGCUCAAGAAGAGAAGGACUGAAGAAAUCUGGAGAACACCAUAUUUUGUUCAGUAUUGCCGUCAAGGGAAGAAAUCUAAGCAGGUUCAAGAAGAAGGCUUAAUUAGUUCACCAAUCUUCAUUCUCUGGAGCUGUCCGAUUAUCCAGAGCUUUCCAGAGGAGGGUUGUUGGCUUAUGAAGAGAUUGAGUUUAUUGAGCAGAAAAACUGAGAUGUUAAUGCAGGAGACUUGAAACCAUACUCAUUUCCGUACACCGCUCUCAUUUCUGUGACCAUGAUAUACUCUUGCCACUGCGAUGAAGCCCGCGUAAGAUCCUGUUGCAACCUUGCAGGUCCCUUAUUUGAAUAGGUGAAUGAUUAAUUUAUUUCUUAACAAUUACAUCAAAUAAAAAAUAUGUGUAAAUAGAACAAUGAACUUCACCUAUUUUCUUAUUGUCCUUGCAUCAUGCCACAAUGAUACUUAAUAACAUUCUUCACCUAAAUAUUUAAAGUUGUGAUUUUUACAUAGCCACAAACAUAAAUGGUGCCUGCCUCAAAGAUAUAGUUGAACAUAAUAAGUUUUGCCUGCAUACAACUUCUGCAGUCUCUAAUUUUAGUGCUGCAUUAACACAAAAUUAAUCAAAAAACAUUUCAUGGCAUUCUUCAUUUUCAAUUUUUACUCAUUCAACGUAUUUAUAAAAAAGGUUUAAAUUAUUGAGAUCCUUUACAAUAAAUUUCACGUGUAUUCAUAUUUGUCAUUGUUCAUAGGUGAAUUAGUUUCAAAGCGUGCUUAUAUGGACCUUCAAAAGGGACACGGUUUGUAGAAGUAUAUUUGAAUGAGGAUUUGUUUUGAAGAUGAUGUUUUCGAGUAGUUGAAGGCUUUGUACGUACCAGGCAAAUAUUUGACUAUCGUGUAUCCAAGUGCUUCACUGAUGUAAAUGACCAUUCUUUGCAAAGCAUUACCAUCAAGAGACAAAAUCUGAGAAUACUCAAAUCUAACAUCUGCGUUUUUGUAUGCUUCCAGAGGCAACAAAUAAGUUAGCACACUCAAUUAGAGGGCUUAUUGAAUUUAAGUGAGUGGAUUAGGUUUGGAUGAGGCAUAAGGAUAAUGUGGUGAUGCUUAUGGAACUAUGUCAUUUUUGUGUCAAGUUAUCGAAGAAUGAUGAAUAAAGAAGAAAUUGAACUCUUGCUUGCCUAAGUUCUCAAACUGAUCAAGUUGCUGAAAAGAAAAGAGGUAGAAGAAUAGGAGGAACAUCUCAGUAGAUGAAAUAACUCCAAUUUUCAAAGAGGGCAAAGACCAAGAAAUGAGUCAAAGAGGGCAAACAUCUCAGCUAUUGUUAAUGUUGUAAUCUAGACAGUAGUAUUUAAAUACACAUGCAUUGUAAGGGAACUGCAGCUGCUCUGCAGUCAGAGACGUAAGCAAUAUUGGCUGAACUUAGUUAUCAAA
Trifolium pratense (red clover) is the source of this 5527-nucleotide messenger RNA. RefSeq names its product putative disease resistance RPP13-like protein 1. The coding region runs from base 273 to 3884 and encodes 1203 amino acids. Gene Ontology annotation, molecular function: ADP binding; protein binding. NCBI's taxonomy places the organism in Eukaryota, Viridiplantae, Streptophyta, Magnoliopsida, Fabales, Fabaceae. The transcript is spliced from 8 exons. The record is from RefSeq and is a predicted model, not a curated record. Gene Ontology annotation, biological process: defense response to other organism.